AUGAGCUCAAGGUGUCUCAAUGACGAUUCGCUUGGGCCCGGUGUUCAAGGGUGCCGCGGCGACUUCGAUUUUACUCUCCGAUUUGAGAGGAUAUUCCUAGCCAUCAUUCCCGCAGCCGUUUUUGCUGCGCUCUCGCUUCCCCGCAUCGCGUACCUCUCGCGAAAACCUCGGAUUGUCGGCGCCAAGACCGUCCAGACAAUCAAAUUGGCCAUCGUCACAGUAUUUGCUACACUUCAGCUUGCGCUCCUCAUUCUUCAAACCACAUCCAAUGGCUCGCGCAUCGAUGGCUUCGCCGUGGGCGCAUCAGUUCUCGGCUUUCUUGCCGCUCUCCUCAUGAUCGGAUUGUCCUAUGCUGAGCAUUCAAAGGCCCCGAGGCCCUCCAUGUUAUUGACGGGCUACAUCUUCUUCCAGAUUCUGUUCGACGUUGCCCAGACCCGGACCUCUUGGUUGAUGGCCAGGACCUUUUCGACGCAAUUAUUCGCCAGGCUCUUUACGGCCUCAUUAGCUGUCAAGAUCGUCAUACUGUUUGUCGAGGCUCAGAGAAAGGCAAAGUGGAUUGCCUGGACCGCAGAUGAACAUAGCCCCGAGGAGACGAGCGGGCUCUUCAGCUUGGGCGUCUACUUCUGGCUCAACCGUCUCUUCCUCUAUGGCUACCGCAACGUACUCACCAUCAAGGACCUCUAUGCGCUCGAUCAAGGCAUGAUAGCGGAGACGAUGCAGGUUACGCUGGCCCAAGAGCUCGAUAAGGGAACGUAUCACGGUAAAAAGCAUGGGCUGGCCAGAGCCCUGGCCAAGGCUUUGGCUGUUCCGCUUUUGCUACCUGUAGCUCCAAGAAUCGCACUCAUUGGAUUCAACUACAGCCAGCCCUUCUUCAUCCAAACUCUCCUCGAGUAUCUCCAAAAUCCCGAUGCGCCAAAGAACGUGGGGUAUGGACUGAUCGGUGCCUCUGUCCUGAUUUACACCGGCAUCGCAAUCUCAACAGCGCUUUACUACUACUUCCAGCAGCGAGCUCUUUACAUGUCUCGAGGCUGCUUGUCUGCAGUCAUUUACAAGAAGACCACGGAAGCUUCGCUGGCGGGAACCGGAGACGCUGCGGCAGUGACGCUCAUGAGUACCGACACCGAGCGCAUCAUCCGCGGGUUCUAUAGUCUUCACGAGAUCUGGGCCAACCUUAUCGAGAUUGCCCUCGGCUGUUGGCUACUAGAGCGCCAGCUGGGCGCAGCUUUCGUUGCGCCCAUUGUUGUGAUCCUCGUCUGCACUGGUAUCACUGGUGCGGUCGCAAAAUUCACAGGCGAGCGGCAGUCUCGCUGGAUGGCCCAGAUCCAGAAGCGUGUGGGUCUUACUGCGAACGUCAUUUCCAACAUGAAGUACCUUCGCAUCUCUGGCAUCACGGGUCCGGUAGCCGAGUUCGUCCAGAGGAUGAGAGUUGAAGAGAUGCGGAUUGGGAACCAGUUCCGCUGGCUCAUCAUAGUCACUGCGCUCGCUGCUUUGGCCCCGAAUAUUGUCUCCCCAGCAAUAACUUUUGUAUUUGCGCAAUCCCGUCUGGAUAUCACAACCAUCUUCACCGCGUUUUCAUUCUUGGUUCUUCUUAAUAACCCACUGGCCCUGCUCUUCCAAUCCGUUCCAAACAUGAUUGCCGGCUUUACCUGUCUUGGACGGAUUCAGAAAUUCCUCGAAGCGGAACCACGCAUAGACUUCCGGCAGUCUACCCACUCUUCGGCAUGGAGUGAUAGGUUAUCCGAGGAAAGCACUUACAGGGACAAUCUGGAAGGAAUACCUCUGAGGCCGAUUGACGAGUCCGCGCACGAAGACUCAGAGAACAGCCCUCCCGACCCUGCAAUCACCAUUGUAGAUGGCAGCUUCGGCUGGGCUGCAGACAAGAUGGUGCUCCAGAACAUCACAGCGUCCGUCCCAGCAUCUCAGCUUACCCUUGUUGUUGGCCCUGUAGCAUCUGGCAAGUCCACCCUCUGCAAGGUUCUCCUUGGCGAAGUUCCGUUCAGUAGGGGCCUGGUCUCCGUCCCCUCACGCGCUGCUGCGAUCGGAUACUGCGAACAGAACCCGUUUCUAUCCAAUGGUACCAUCAAAGACAACAUUGUUGGGCAUUCCCCCUUUAACAAAGUACGAUAUGACGAAAUCAUCGAGGGAUGCAUGCUUUCCACGGACUUGUUGCUUUUACCGUACGGCGACGAUACGAAGAUUGGAAGCAAUGGAAUCAUGCUCAGCGGUGGUCAGAAACAACGCGUAUCCCUUGCCCGUGCUCUCUAUGUCAACAGCGACCUCUUGAUAUUUGACGACAUCCUGAGUGGCCUCGACAACGACACGGCAGCCGAAGUCUUUCGGAGGGUGUUUGGAUUGGAAGGUAUCAUCCGCCGGCGCAAGGCAACGGCCAUUUUGUGUACACACGCGAUUAAAUACCUCCCUCUGGCCGACCACAUUAUCGCCCUCGGUUCAGAUGGUACACUCGUCGAAGAAGGUACAUUCGAGGACCUGAUGCGUGACAAGAGAUAUGUUGCCAGCCUUGGAGUUACGGCAACAGACUCUGAUACGGACUCCGAUGCCGGGCGCAAAUCAGACAGCCAGGCCGCGCCAUCUCCAUCAUCGAAACCGAAGCCUUCCCCAGCUGUUGCUGUUGAGAUGAUGGAGAAGUCAAGGCAGACCGGUGACAUCAAGGUUUACAUGCACUAUCUCCGCAGCCUGAAUGUGACUUCUACUAUCAUUUUCAUGCUUUUCUCCGCUUCAUACGCCAUCUGGAAUACUUUUCCGACAAUCUGGAUGAAAUUUUGGGCCGAAGACAGCCUCGGCAAGAGCAGCCAGUACUAUGUUGGGCUUUUCGGCUUCUUCAAAGCCUUACAGCUGAUUUCUCUUGUGUUUGCUGGUGUGGCCGUGGUCAUCUACAUGACCACCUCUUCCGGCACUAUCCUUCAUCAACAAGCUCUGAAGACCGUCAUCCAUGCGCCGCUUACAUUCUUUACAACUACUGAUGCGGGAGUUAUCACGAAUCUCUUCUCUCAGGAUAUGACACUGAUCGACAACGAGCUGCCCAUGUCACUGCUGAACACCGUUUUCUGUGGGUUUGAGUCAAUUUUCAUGGGAGCCGUGAUUGCUAUUGCAUCGCCUUACAUGGCCAUCAGCUAUCCUUUCUUGAUUGGUUUCUGCUGGAUCAUCCAGAAGUUCUACCUCAGGACUUCUCGGCAACUAAGACUGCUGGAUUUGGAGUCAAAGAGUCCCCUCUACACACAUUUCCUCGACACGAUCAAAGGUGUCGCGACAAUCCGUGCCUUCGGCUGGACGAACAAGGACAUCGCGCACAACCAGCACCUACUCGACACUUCCCAGCGGCCCGCGUAUCUGCUCGCCAUGAUCCAACAGUGGCUUGUCGUGACGAUGCAGCUUAUGGUCGCUUGCAUUGCCGUCAUCCUCGUUUCCCUUGCCAUCACACUCAGAGCCAACUCUGGCUUCACUGGAGCCUCCCUAGUCACCCUCAUGUCGUGGGGCGAGACCAUUGCCAUGCUCAUUCGGUUCUACACCCAACUUGAGACGUCCAUCGGCGCCGUUGCACGUAUCAAGACGUUUUCUGAGAAGGUCAUCCCAGAGAACCUUGAGGGAGAGGAUGUUGAGCCUUCGGAAGAAUGGCCUGAAAACGGCCACAUUGACAUCAAGGGGGUGUCCGCCUCGUACAGCAAUGAACAGCAAGUGUCGUUAGACGGCGACAUGACGCCCCCCAGCCUUGCGCUGAAAGACCUUACCUUUUCCAUCCAGGCUGGCCAGAAGGUUGCCCUCUGUGGGAGAACCGGAAGUGGCAAAUCCUCCUUGAUCCUCCUUCUCCUUCGUCUUCUGGAUCCUGUCUCCACCUGUUCCCAAAAUAUCCAGAUGGACGGCCUCCCUUUCCACCGCAUAGACCGUUCGACGCUCCGCCGACGCAUCAUUGCCGUCCCGCAAGACGCCGUCUUCCUUCCCGAUGGCAGCACGAUCAAGUCGAACCUCGACCCGUUCGAAGUGGCCUCCGACGCUGACUGCCUCUCGGUGCUACGCACAGUGCAGCUCACCGGCUUCGUUGAGGAGCAUGGCGGCCUGCAUGAGGGCAUGAGCGCUGACAGCCUCAGCGCAGGGCAGAAGCAGCUCUUCAGCUUGGGACGGGCGAUCCUCCGCCGACGCAUCAAGGAUGCCAAGUUCAAGAGGCGCGGCGGCGGCAUCUUACUGCUUGACGAGGUGAGCUCGAGUGUGGACUACGCGACGGACCGGUUGAUGCAGGAGAUCAUCAAGGAGGAAUUUGGCAGGUACACAAUCAUCAUGGUCUCGCAUCGACUGGAUAUGGUGAUGGACUUCUUCGACUCGGUGAUUGUGAUGGACCAGGGCCGGGUCAUUGAGACGGGCAGUCCGGCCACGCUGGUUGAAGCACAAGGAAGCAGGUUUGGUGAACUGUGGGCGAUCGAGAACCAGGGCAGGUCGCGAGAGUCAUAG
Molecule: messenger RNA, 4461 nt
Organism: Colletotrichum spaethianum
Lineage: Eukaryota; Fungi; Ascomycota; Sordariomycetes; Glomerellales; Glomerellaceae
Product: ABC transporter fum19
Exons: 5
Coding region: 1-4461 (1486 amino acids)
Biological process (GO): transmembrane transport
Cellular component (GO): membrane
Molecular function (GO): ATP hydrolysis activity; ATP binding; ABC-type transporter activity
Source: RefSeq, a predicted model, not a curated record